AUGAUGCGCCGAAAAGAUGUUUAUACCAAUAUCACCCCCAUUUCCACAUCCGUCCCCCGCCAACUAGCCCUCGACAUCCUACACAGCCACAGCGAAAUAAUCACACUAAACCCACUCGUCCUCUCACAUCAACCUAUCAAGGCUCCACGGGAUGCCGUGGCCGACGAGUAUUACUCAACAUGGUACGAGAUCACAGAACGAGUACAAUAUGUCCCGGGGCUCGGCAAAAUGGGGUCAGGCAAGAUCAGCUUCAAAGGCAGUUUCCACAAUGUCGCAUGGGGUCUAGAAACACACAUGUACGCGCCAAUGGGAAUCGACAUCCGAAGCAAAUGGCGCAUUGCCGGCAACCAACACGACGAAGCCCCCGAAUCCCGCGACGGACGCGCAGACGGCGCACCGAAAACAGGACUCUAUCUGCGCGAAGACAUCGAGAUCGAAUGCAACCGCACCUUAAUUUCUUUCGUCAAGAGUCAGUUGAAGGCUGCUUCGAAGGUGCUGGUAGAGCGUCUGAUUAAGAAAGCCGAGCUUCUUGAUGCGGGUGUCUUGCAGGCUAUGAUGGAGGAUGGGAAAUUGACAACGUAUAAUCCGGCCGAUCGAUCGAGCAGGAUUAUCAGGGAGCCAUCUUAUUCGUCGCGCAGACAGUCGGAUCAAAUGUCCAGGUCGUCGUCGUCUCGUGUGCCCACUUCGCCGACGGAUUCGGUGCAGUUCGGAUCGGUGGCUUCGGGGUAUGCCCCUCCGUCGCAAUAUGGUCAGGAACACCGUAAAAGCUUUGCUGUGGAAUUGCCGGCGGACUUUCAUCAUCCGCAGCCUGGGUCUGAUAAAUAUCAAGAGUUGCCGGAUACUAGUCGAUAUUCGAAAUCAUCGCGGUUGGAUAAGGGGUAUAAUGAACUAUCUACUAUGGAAGAGACUUUAGAGGAGCGCGGUGAUGGAGUGUUACAUUCUAACUCCUCCAGACCAAAGGGUUAG
Penicillium verrucosum is the source of this 966-nucleotide messenger RNA. RefSeq lists its product as uncharacterized. Lineage: Eukaryota; Fungi; Ascomycota; Eurotiomycetes; Eurotiales; Aspergillaceae. The record is from RefSeq and is a predicted model, not a curated record. The transcript has a single exon. The coding region runs from base 1 to 966 and encodes 321 amino acids.